UCCGAAAUGGAUUACAAUGGCAGAUUGUAUGACUUAUAAAUCAUGUGAAUCGACCUUAGACUAGCACAUUGUAUGUAAAUAGUUAUAACCAACUGUUUCAUAUAUGCUAAGAGAGUAAACUAGUAACUAGUUAAGAUGAAUCUCCCGCCUCUGCUUUUCUUGCUUUUAAUUGUGUUCCCCAGUAUUGUUAAACCAAUUAGCAAAGCAGCCGAUGAUCAGGCCUGCCCAGUUCAAAGGUGUAGGCAUGAUGGUCCUGAUAUCAAGUUUCCAUUCCGUCUACAACACUAUCCCCUUCACUGUGGCCAUCCAGAGUUUGAGGUUUUCUGCAGCAGCUUCAGCAACAAGACCAUGAUGAAGCUUUCCUCAUCGUCAGGAUUCUUUCUAAUACAAACAAUCGAUUACGAGAGACAACAGUUUCGUGUGUAUGAUGAGGAUGGUUGCCUCCCGAGACGCCUUCUUAAUUUUACUCUCUCCGUCUCACUCUUUCCACCAGCAAAUUUGAUUGAAGAUUGCUGUUUUUACGAGUACGAAAACAAUUUGUGGAACAUGACGUUGUUAAAUUGUACCCAGGCACAAGAUCUCAGGUACAGCUUUCCGAUCUCAUGUCUCAGUGUCCCAGGGCAUUAUCAAAUUCUGGCUGUUAAGAAUUUUACUUUGAAUGACUUGCCGGUAGGCAGUGAUUGCUAUACUUUGUCAGAAUUCUUUCUUCCAGUUCAAAAAACACAGGAAGAUCCGUGUGGCUGUGAACUAGCCAAUGGUCUUUUCCUGGAAUGGAGAGAUUUCCCAGAAUGUCAAGUCAUGAAGUGUUAUCCCACUCACAUUCAGACUCACAUUCACAGUCACAUUACCAUACAAAAACACAAAGGUCUAUCAACUAGGUUUAUUGUCAUGGGAGUGAGUGUAUGUGGGUUUGUUGUCUUGUCAACUACGGCGGUAGCCAUCUUUUACCAUUUAAAGCAAUCAAUAAAGAGGAAAGAGGAAAAGGAGAAUCAAAGAAAGAUUGAAAAGUUCCUAGAUGAUCACAAGUCCCAUGUACCAACAAGAUACUCCUAUGCUGAUAUAAAGAAGAUGACAAAUGGAUUCAAGAAGAAGUUGGGUGAAGGAGGUUUUGGAAGUGUUUUCAGUGGAAAGCUUCCCAGUAAUGGAGUGCCAAUUGCUGUAAAAGUCCUCAAGGAUUCUAAAGGAAGUGGAGAAGAUUUUGUUAACGAAGUGGGAACCAUUGGCAGGAUUCACCAUGUAAACGUGGUUCCCCUACUUGGGUUUUCAGCUGAAGGAGGGAACCGUGCUCUUAUUUACGAGCUCAUGCCAAACAGGUCCCUAGAGAAGUUCAUCAAGUCUAGAGGAUCAAAUAAUAGCAGCAGUUCAUUUAACUGGGAGAAACUUUGCAACAUCAUCACAGGUAUAGCAAAGGGAAUCGAGUACCUUCACCAAGGGUGUGACCAGAGGAUUCUCCACUUUGAUAUCAAGCCUCACAAUAUCUUGUUAGACCAUGCCUUUAAUCCGAAAAUUUCUGAUUUUGGUAUGGCUAAACUCUGUUCCAAGGAAGAUAGUGUUAUAUCUAUGACUGCUGCCAGAGGCACUAUGGGCUACAUUGCACCUGAAGUAUUUAAUGGCAACUUUGGCACUGUCUCCUACAAAUCGGAUGUGUAUAGUUUUGGGAUGCUGGUGCUUGAAGUUAUUGGAGCCAGGAAGGAAACUGCUGUUACAUCUAGCGACAACGAGGCUUAUUUUCCUCAAUUGAUUUAUAAGUUGAUCCAAGGAGAAGAGAUGGAUUUGGAGCUAGCUGAUGAUGGAGAUGCUCAGAUUGCUAAGAGAUUAGCAAUUGUGGCACUUUGGUGCAUCCAGUGGUACCCGGUGAGUCGCCCUUCCAUGAAAGGAGUUGUUAGAAUGCUGGAAGGACCCUCUGAAAGCUUGAUCAUGCCACCCAAUCCGUUUGGUUCCAUAACUCCGACGGGACCAACAACAACCCCAUCAAGUUAAUUAGAAACAAUGUUAAGUGAUUUCACAGAUGCUUGUCUACAUGCCUGCAUUCUAAAGGUUUACUGGUGUUGAUCCUAAAAUAAUCCACUGCAAAAUAGUUUUUGUUAAAUUGUAUCUCAGUCAGUGUUUCAAUAUUUGUUACUAGAUAUCAGUUAAUAAAUGACUACUUCAGAGAAAGGAAAAUUC
This is a messenger RNA of Rosa rugosa (rugosa rose), 2166 nucleotides long. RefSeq names its product rust resistance kinase Lr10-like. Gene Ontology annotation, biological process: protein phosphorylation. The record is from RefSeq and is a predicted model, not a curated record. Bases 136 to 1980 code for a protein of 614 amino acids. Gene Ontology annotation, molecular function: ATP binding; polysaccharide binding; protein kinase activity. NCBI's taxonomy places the organism in Eukaryota, Viridiplantae, Streptophyta, Magnoliopsida, Rosales, Rosaceae. The transcript has 2 exons.